This is a messenger RNA of Drosophila serrata, 2822 nucleotides long. Its product is annotated as RNA-binding protein MEX3B. NCBI's taxonomy places the organism in Eukaryota, Metazoa, Arthropoda, Insecta, Diptera, Drosophilidae. Gene Ontology annotation, molecular function: RNA binding. The record is from RefSeq and is a predicted model, not a curated record.
UAGGCACUGUUGAUAAAAACAAAAAUAUCUUUAUAUUUAGUGUAACUCAAUAAGUAUAAUAGAAGGCGUGGACUGUAAAUCUCGAAUGUGUACCUGGCGAAAUGCCGAAGUUUUUCUAGUGUACAUACAUACUUACUCUAAUUUUUUGUAGCCACUAAAAGAAACUUGUAUGUUUAUUGACGUUUUCUUUAAUAAUAAUGUAAACCCCCUCUGCGUAAGAAAGUAAAUAUCUUAAUUGAAAGAAACAUUUAUGUUAGGAUGCAUAUUUAUAAGUGAAUUGAUAUGUAUUCAUUUGUGUGAGGAAGGGGCAGCGGCAAAAAGAAGUUACAAGGGGUGACACACAAAAUUUGUAAGUUUAGGGGUUGGUUAUGAUGAGUGCGGUGUAUUCCAGUACGGUUCGCGGCAAUGGUAAUACCGCGUUUAGAAAAGUGCAUAGUUCGCAAUUUUGUCUGUCGGAAGAAAAUUAAUGAAGGAAACAGAAAAAUCCUAAAGAGAAUUUAUUGCAAAAAUGUGGCUGAAUAAACGAACAUAUAACCGAAAUUAAGUGAAUUGAACAUAUGUAUAUAUGUAUAUUCAUUUCAUCUACAAAAUUUCCAUCGCCACGCUUACGGAUAACGGAACCUAAACAAAUAAAGCCGACAAGAAUACAAGAUUGCAUCUGUAAUGUCAUCGGUCCAAGUUGUAUCAAAAAUUUUAAACAAUAUGAAUACAAAAAUGAAUCCUGUACACCAUCUAAUGGCUGAACAACAGCCAAAAGUUCUUCAUACUUCAUCUACUGUGCCAAUAUCCUUAUCAGAGGAUCCACGAACAUUGCAAUUGGCAUUGGAAUUAUCAUUGGUGGGCUUAAAUGACAAUCAAACAUGUUAUGCUCAACAGCAGUCUGCACAACCCUUAGCAGCUGUACAAAGUGACUACGAAAUGGGCAACAUAAAUUCAAAAUCGGAUAAUGCCAAUAUGCCAUUAACAUCGUCAUCCAGCAGUUGCUUUUUAUUGCCCACAGCAAUGGGCACCGGUGCCACCGGUACGGGCACUCUAGAAGAUCGUUCGAAGAAAUCACAAAACAUGACUGAGUGUGUUCCAGUGCCCAGUUCAGAGCAUGUGGCCGAAAUAGUCGGUAGGCAGGGUUGCAAAAUAAAGGCGUUACGGGCUAAAACUAACACAUACAUUAAAACACCGGUUCGCGGUGAGGAACCAGUUUUUGUGGUGACCGGUCGCAAGGAGGACGUAAGUAAGGCAAAGCGUGAAAUACUCUCAGCUGCUGAUCAUUUCAGCUUAAUACGCGCAUCACGUAAGCCCAUGACAGCAGAUGGCCACACAAGCAGUGGGGAAGGCGGGGUUACAGUUGGAGGAUGUAUUAAUGGUUCCGGUUCCGGUUCCUCUUCCAGUUCUGGCAUCGGUGCUGUACCUCGCCUCCAAUCCGGCCCACCCUGCAUGCCCGGCCAGAUAACAAUACAGGUACGUGUACCUUACAGAGUAGUCGGCCUUGUUGUUGGGCCCAAAGGUGCAACAAUUAAGCACAUUCAACAAGAGACACAGACUUAUAUAGUGACACCAUCACGGGAAAAGGAACCGAUCUUCGAAGUGACCGGCUUGCCCGAUAAUGUUGAUACAGCGCGAAAGCAGAUCGAAGCCCACAUUGCCCUACGGACGGGUGUGGGCUUAGGAACGGGAACUGGAAGUAGUUCGUUUCCAGUGCUGGGAAGUGAGUCGUCAUCCAUCGUCGAAUCGAAUGAUUUUAUCAAUUCGAGUACUAUUAACUCAUUAACACAAAUAUUAAACGAUGAUUUAAAUACCGAACUGCUAACAUCUAUAUAUAAGAACGUGCAUCCGGACUAUGUACACAAUUCAAUUAAUCAAAUGAAGCCAAUAAUUCAAAACUAUCAACUCAACAAUUGCUACAAGAAACGAGAGAACAUUUCCGACUUUGAACUGACGCCUACACUAACGGCAUCGAGCAUUCCAGCUGGAAAACAGCACCAUCAGCUAUUGGAAACUGAAACGAAGGCUGAAAACUGUGUUUUUCGGAAUACAAACAAAGCCUUGCCUUCAUCAACAUUAGCCGCAUCCACAUUAAAUCAUUCCAACCCAACUACUACUAACAACAUAAUAACCAGGUCCUGUUCGUCAGCAUCGUCAACAACUUCUACAAAAAGUACUAAUAACAGUACAAAUGCGAAUACGCCACCAGAGAUUUUAAAUAUAUGGAAAAAACUAAAUGAUUCAAUUGACGUCGAUGAGGGAAUCGGGGAUUCGCCCAACAUUUGGACUCAGACGGCAAAUAUGGUAUUAUCUACAGAUCAUCAUCACCAGUGUUCGCCCACAAAUUCUAUAAGUCCCACAGAUUCGCUUUUAGAGCAGCAAACAAUUGUACAUAAUACAUCAAGGGAAUCGAACCAGCAGCAAAUGGUACAAGCACAGGCGCAAUCUCAAGCUCAAACACCAGCACAGACUGCCAUUCAACCCUUCCAACCGAGCAAUGCCGAAAAGUUUGUAAUGCAUCGUGAGUGCUGUGUGUGCAAUGAGAAUCAAGUGACCACAGCUUUAGUGCCCUGUGGUCAUAAUAUGUUCUGCAUGGAAUGUGCUAAUCAAAUUUGUGUUUCAGUGGAAGCAGUCUGUCCCAUUUGUAAUUCGAUAGUUUAUCAUGCAAUGCGCAUAUUGGGCUAACUUUUCAAUUGUACAAGAUAAAGAUACAUAUGUGUUCACGACAUUAACUAAAGCUAUAGGAAUUAAAGAUGUUAUGUUAAGAUUAGAGCUGUGAAAACAUCGAUAUCUAGAGCCAGAGUCGGUAUAUUUACUUUCUUUUAUCGAGUUAAAAUUUGUUU